CAUUAUUUAUUUUUAUUUUUACCUUUAUUUUAAAUUGUUUUGCAUUUCUAAUCCGAGGAAAUAGAACAUAUUAUAUGGGUUUGUACAGACCUUUGAAAGGGACACUUUAUAAAAUGUUUUAUUACGGAUAAAGUACCUCUUCUUGACAUAUUAAGGGAAUUGUCUCACAUAGCUGCCUCAAAGGCUGUUCCUGGCCCUGUAGAUGUCUGGGUAUGUGCAUACAUCGACAAACAUUCUGCUUCAUUUACAGGAAAAUAAAGGGUUUAUGCAUAUAAAUGUGCAGACAGCCAGAGAUAACCUUGGAAGUAGCUGCACAAGCCUUUCAAACGAUGUGGUUGCUUGAGUGCUUUGCAUUACUCUAAUCUCUCCAUAGCAUUUACUAACAAGCAAAACAACUCUUUGAAACGUACAGGAUGAGAAUUUAUACAUUAGCCAUUUUUUAAAACUUUUGCCUAAUCUAAGCAUGCAAUAGAUAAACAGUGAAUGCUUUGGAGGUUUCAAUAAAGCCUAGGGUCAGUAUCAUUGCUGCAUUAGGACUUUAAAUAUUUUUUCUGACUUUAAUAAUUAGUGUAAACUUUUGGGCUCUGAUAUUGACACCUGAUUAUCAAAAGCAUAAACAUGAUUGUGAUACCUGGAGUUCAGUCUAUUGCUACCAUAGUGGGAAAAUACUAGAAAGCAUUUGCAGAGCUUCGUCUUGUUUUCUUAAUCUACCCAUGGUUCUCUGAGGAGUCUUCUUUAACAUCAGAGUUCAAAAGCAUCAAUAGACUCCCUAUCCUGCUUUUUCAAAUCCAAGUUGCACUUUUAUAGAGUGUCACAGGGAAUACCAUGGUUAGUAUAAUUCUGAUCUUUUGGGUAUACUUAUAGCAUUUGAAUAUCUUUUCCAAAGCUUUCAUGGGUAUUUUACUAAGUGCUAGUCUGUGGUGUAUUUCUUGACUCCUUGUUCCCGUAUUGCUGAUGGUUAAUCCUAAAUGGGAGAAUAGAAUAGAAUAGAAUAGAAUAGAAUAGAAUAGAAUAGAAUAGAAUAGAAUAGAAUAGAAUAGAAUAGAAUAGAAUUUUUUAUUGGCCAAGUGUGAUUGGACACACAAGGAAUUUGUCUUGGUGCAUAUGCUCUCAGUGUACAUAAAAGAAAAGAUACAUUCAUCAAGGUACAACAUUUACAACACAAAUGAUGGUCAAUAUAUCAAUAUAAAUCAUAAGGAUUGCCAGCAACAAAGUUACAGUCAUACAGUCAUAAGUGGAAAGAGAUUGGUGAUGGGAACUAUGAGAAGAUUAAUAGUAGUGCAGAUUUAGUAAAUAGUUUGACAGUGUUGAGAGAAUUAUUUGUUUAGCAGAGUGAUGGCCUUUGGGAAAAAACUGUUCUUGUUUGUUCUGGUGUGCAGUAUAACAGAAUAACAGAUUUGAAAGGUUUCUUGGAGGUCUCCUAGAUCAAUCCCCUGCUCAAGCAGGAAACCCUAUACCAUUUCAGACAAAUGGUUGUCUAACCUCUUCUUAAAAACCUCCAGUAUUGGAGCAUCCACAACUUCUAGAAGAAAGCUGUUCCACUGAUUAAUUAUUCUGUCAGGAAAUUUCUCCUUUCUCCUGUUAUAGGUUGGGUCUCUCCUUGAUUAGUUUCCAUCCAAAGAAGAUAUCCAGCACUUUGAUACCUUCAUUGCCAAUUCUGAAGCUGGUUGUUCUAGCUGUUAUCAUUAGUUUGGCUUUGUUAUGUUCAAUUUUACUUUCAUUUUUUCACUUUCUUCUUCAACUUUGCAGAUUUGCAGUUUGCAGAGCCUUUGCAUUUUCAACCAUCAGGGUAGUGUCAUCAGCAUAGAGCAGGUUAUCGAUGUUUCUCCCUUCAGUUUUUCAUCUUUUUCCAAUCCAGUUUUCCUUAAUAUAUAUUCAGCAUAUAAAAUGAAUAAAUAAGGGGAAAAUGCAGCCUUGUUGUACUCCUUUGCCAACCUGGAGCCAAUCUGUUUCGCUUAAUUCUGUCCAUACUAUGGCUUCUCAUGAGGACAAUGAGAUGUUCUGGGAUUCUAGCUUGAACAUCUGAGAUUUCUUUUUUUCCCCAUGUAGAGUUCCAAUUUGCAUUGGAUGAUCCUAAGCAUUAUUUUCCUAGCAUUUCCUAGCAAUUAAAGUUAUUGUACGAUAUAUCAACAAAGAUUCUCAGUCAUCCAGGUAGAGUUAUCUGGAAGUUGAGUCAUGACAAUUAUACUUAUGAUGGUUGAAGUGUCCCAGAGUCACAUGAUCACCUUUUGUAACUUUGUGACAAGCCAAGUCCAUGGGGAAGCCAAAUUCACUUAACUUCUGUGGCAAGAAAGGUUGUAAAAUGGGACAAAACUCACUUAAUAACUGUCUUGCUUAGGAAUGAAAUUUCUGAGUUCAGUUGUGGUUAUAAGCAGAGAACUACCUGAAUAUGUUAACCAAUGAUAGACACAUCCUUAUGACUCCAACUCUUCUUUAAAUUUAAGAUUAGAUUCACCUUGAAUGAAAGUUAUUAUUUGACCAUAAUUCCACCAAUCUGGGCUCACCGUUGUUUCUUUUCUGAAAAAAGCUUCCUGAGAGGUCAUUCAAGAAGUACCUUCUGUAAUGUAUUUGAAUUUCAGGAGGGAAAUUUGGGCGGGAAAAUGCACGUUGCUGAUUGGCUGAUGUCUCAGCCAAAUUACUAUUUAAAGAGGGGUUUUUGCCUGUUGGUUUUUGCUGGGAUCACAAUAAACUAAAGAGCUGUUGUCACUUGUAUUGUCUCCUGCCUCUUCAUUGCCCGAACUUAACAUUGGCGACGAGGAUGGGAUUUUGAAGGCAGUGAGACUAGGAAAAGAGCUGAAGGAGCAACUUAGUUUCAAACCCAGCCAGUCAUCCAGAGCGGAUACAUAGCGAUGUCUAGCUAUACACCGCCAGCGCCAUUCGACCCAGCCAAGGAGAAAUGGGGGUCGUACAUGGCUCGUUUCGAGUGUUUCCUCGAAGCUAACGAACUGCAAGGAGUAUUGGAUAAUCGGAAGCGCGCUUACUUCCUGAGCCACUGUGGGCCAGAAGUCUUCAAUACCGCCAAAUCGCUGUCGGAACCAACGCCUGUAGAGUCGGUGCCAUGGACAGUGCUACAGACGACGCUAGGAGCACACUACGCGCCGGUGCCGUCGAAGUUUGUGCAAUGGUUCAAAUUAAGGCAAAGAGUUCAGCGGGAGGGCGAAUCGAUAAGCGUGUACAUGGCCGCAUUAAGGAAAGCCGCAACCCACUGUGAGUAUAGAGACUUGGAGGACACUUUAUUAGAACAACUUAUUUGUGGGGUCAGGGACAUCCGACUACAGAGGCGGCUGCUGUUGAAAAGUAACCUAACCCUGGCGAUAGCCCUGGAUGAGGCCAGGGCACACGAGAUGUCCACCAAAGCGGCGGAAACCUUACACAAGCCGAACGCACAAAGUCCCUCAGCAAAAGCAACGCAGGUCCACAGCGAAGAGAUCCAGGCAGAAUGGGAAGAUGAAGAAGAGGAAGAGGUUUACCACACCGGGAGGCCGGAAAGAGGCGACCGUGACGAGUGCGUAAGUUGCGGAGGCCAACACCAACGACAGAAUUGCAGGUUCAAGGACGCAAUUUGUCGGCGGUGUGAAAAGAAAGGACAUAUAGCUCAGGCCUGCUGAGCCUCCCAACCUUCCUGCCAAAAAUUCAAACUGGCCAAUCAACAGGGCGCCGGUUCCGCGAAGCGGCCAGGGAUUGGCCAGUUCAAAAAAGGCGCGAAGUCGAAUCACACCACUGUGCGAGUGGGCCACGCAUCGACACGACUAGAAAAGAAAAUAUUCACUAAGACCAACAUCGAAGGAGUGCAGUGUAAAAUGGAGGUGGAUACCGGCUCAUCAAUCAUGAUUAUGUCCUGGGACACGAUCGCACGGGACCUGCCAAAAGUCGCAAAAUGACAGCUGCAACCCCAAAAGCUGAGAGUGCAAGACUACCAGGGAAACUGGAUCCCUGUUAAAGGAGCCACAAUGGUCAGAGUAAGAUAUGGACAAUUCAAGAAAACCCUGCCGAUCACCAUCAUUGAUGGAAGCCUGCCCAGCUUACUGGGACUGGACUGGUUUCGAGCCCUAGGAAUGGGCAUAACCGGGAUACACAGCAAUGGAGUCAAACUGAAGGACGAAUUGUUGAAGGAAUUUGAGGACGUUUUUCAAGACAGCCUGGGCAACUAGCUCAACCCCGAGGCGAUCGGAGGACUUAGCUGAGUCUGAAGAAGUCCAGCGACGCCAACCGGUUCCUCCAGAGGACAGCAGGGACGACUCUGCAAAUAAUCCAGGGCCGGAGGGCCCAGAGGAGGAGCUGGGAGGAACAAACAGUCCCUCCGACCAGCUCGACUCACUCCCAGGGAAUGAAUUGCGCAG
Molecule: messenger RNA, 4340 nt
Organism: Ahaetulla prasina
Lineage: Eukaryota; Metazoa; Chordata; Lepidosauria; Squamata; Colubridae
Exons: 2
Coding region: 2850-3608 (252 amino acids)
Source: RefSeq, a predicted model, not a curated record